Molecule: messenger RNA, 7777 nt
Organism: Anopheles coluzzii
Lineage: Eukaryota; Metazoa; Arthropoda; Insecta; Diptera; Culicidae
Exons: 11
Coding region: 1083-4745 (1220 amino acids)
Source: RefSeq, a predicted model, not a curated record
AGCAGCUUUUGGGUGAGCCUCGCAAUCGGUGUCAAAUGCCGUUUGCUCAGUUCGUUGUGUGUUCCGCGGCCAAUGCAAACGGAGACGGGCGAUCGAGUGCUUCUGUGCGUUUUGCGGACGAUUUUCUGAUCCCUCCCGUGUACCCAAUUAUCGCGCAAGCAUUUUGAGUUUGAUUCCGCUGUGAAUAGAGCAGAUUCGAUUCAAUAUCCAUCGCACAGGUAACUAUCGUUUGGCCCUCGAAAAAAAAAGAAUCCCACUCCCGGUGGUGAAGUGUGCAAAAAAGUCGAAAUAUCAAAUACCCACCACCUCAUCAAACACCCCGUUUUGUUGUGCGCGGCCAAGGAAAAGAGAAGGGUGUAACUGUGUGUUUCAUCGCCUAUGUGAGCCUGUGUACGUGUGUGCGUGUGUGUAUUUUUCUAACGAAGCAAAAACAAAUCCAAAUCGCUCAACUCAUCACUGAGCCCAUCAUCUGGUGGCCGUUUGGCCACUUUCCUCGGCGAAAAAGCUUUUCCUUUGCGGCGGCCACCCAUUGCGACAGUUUCGGUGGUUUCUAGCAUUUUCCCGUGUGUGCCUCCUCGGUGCCUGCUGCGAUACGCGUUUCUUGAGCCGUUCUCGAAAAGAAAAAGUGAAAAGUGACGAAAUUGUGAUGUUUUCCGCUCGUUAAUAUAUAUUUUAAAAAACCCGGGGGCCACUAAUGUGUGAGAAAAGUGAGUGAAAAAUCGUAUGGUGUGUGUCUGCGCAAUGGUUAUUUAUGAUCGGUUAUUCGCUAUUCGUUCAUGUUUGUGGCUAAGAAUGCCCAGGAAAGUGUGAAAGUGUGUGUUAUGCUCGAUGUAAUCUGCACAUGCAAUAGAAGGUGAAGCCUGGCAUUUGUGGUGUAAAAAGGCAUUGAAAAACCAGCCGGUGCGGUGAUCAGUGAAAACUAAGCGAAGCAUCAAUCGUUUAUCAAUCAAUUUAGUGCUAGGGAGUUACAUUCCGCCCAGGAAAAAAAAAGAAGUCGCUGCUAGUUUCCAGCCCCCUCCGCCAGUGGUGGGUGGCGGCAUCCCCCAACAAAACAUAUCUCCGCGCGUACCAUACCGCCGUGAAUGACACUAAUAGGGCCGGGCGCCCCAGGAAUGGCAUUUAUGAUGAAGAAGAAAAAGUACAAGUUCUCGGUGGAGCUGCACCUGGAGGAGCUGAUCGAGGUGCCGUUCCUGAACGCGAUGCUGUUUGCGAAGGUUCGCCUGCUGGACGGUGGCUCGUUCCAGGCGCACAGUACUAGGGAGGAGGUGAAAAACCACACGGUGCGGUGGGGUCAAAAGUUCGAGUUUCCCUGCAAAAUGACGUCGAACGCGUCGACCGGCGUGCUUGACCCGUGCACCGUGCGGAUAUCGGUGCGGAAAGAGAUCAAGGGCGGCCGGAGUUACCAGAAACUCGGCUUCACGGAUCUGAACCUGGCCGAGUUUGCCGGCUCGGGCCUGACGCCGCGCAAGUAUCUGCUCGAGGGGUAUGACGCACGGCACCGGCAGGACAACUCCAUGCUGAACGUGUCGAUACGCAUGCACAUGAUUCAGGGUGAUAUUUUGUUCAAAGUUCCUUCCCCGAGCCCGAAGUCGAAGACUGCCCUGCCCCAGGACAACAUGGCGCUCGGGCUACAGCCUACCGAUCCGGCGAUGGCGACGGUCGGUCCCGUCGUUACGCCCGUCGUGACGCGCGUUUCUACCAAAGACGAUCCGUCGGCCGGCUCCGUCGCGCCCGGGUUCGAUUCGCUGCCGAAGAAGAAACCCCCCACACAGGUCCUGCCGACGACGAUAGAGCACCAGCAAUCGUUCGACCUGGACCCGCAGUCGUUCAUCAUUACCGACUCCGGUAUCUCUGAAUCUUCCGAACCGCCAUCGUCCCUGCUGGACUUUCAGUCGAAUCUGUCCCUCGUUGCAUCGCUGCCGGUCAGUGUCGGUGCACCGCAGCAGACGGGCAGUGCCGCCCUGCCCGGCAACCAGGUGGUACCGACCGUCGGUACCGUGCCCGGUGCGAUCGAAUUAGGUCACUCGCGCAACUCGAGCAAUACUAGUCAAAUGUCCAAAGGUUCCGGCUACAGCAGCUUCUCCCACAGUCAACACUCGAGGCAAAGCUCCGAGGGAGAUUCCGGCCACCAGAGGUACCGUCCGGCGACGGCAACGGUUUACCAGGGCAAACCGGGCACGCUGCUGACGGUCGCCGGCUCCAAAACCAUCACCACCACCAACACCACCAUCACCACGUCUAGUAGUAGUACCGCACAGUCUUCCUUAGCUAACGGGGGCCGUUUCGUAACGCUCGCUAAUAAGAAACUUCUCGCCAGCGGUCUCAGCAGCAGCACGAGCGCCGGCAGCAACGGCCGGCUCAACCCGACCAAGCAGCAGAUGAUGACGGCGAACCGGCUGCUGAUGAAGCUGCGCAUACCGCAGAGCCCGAACUCGGACUCGGGCGACGAGGUGUUCGUCACGCCGGAUGUGACGGUGCUGUCGGAGGACGAGGGUGGCGCGAGCGACGAUCGGACCGAGUCGGGCGUGGAAGAGUUCGGCACACCGACGUCCGAGAUCCCGCUGUCGAAGCUGGUCAAGAUCAAGAGCAUGAACAAUCUGGCCGUUCCGAAGGGGGCCAUGUUUUCCGACGAGGAGGAGGUGGGCGACCAAACGCACGGCUACUUCCUGGCCGCUGGAGGGCAGCAGGACGUGGAUCACCACCACCAUCUGACGCCGGGGCUAAACCUGAGCCGCAUGAAGUCGCUCGGCAAUCUGUCGGCGUACGAGCGCGAGUUUGGCCACACGCCGGUCGAUCUGCUGCAGUCGAAGCGGGACUUUGAGACGCGCCGGUUCAGCUUCGCCAAGAUGCGCUCGCUCACCGACCUGACCGGGGGCGACGAGUCGGACGAUGUGUUGGUGCGGCGCCGCCGGCAGCUCAAGGCGGAGGAGAAAAGUUCCUCGGAUGAGUCAAACGCACCGUCCUCGUGCCAGCUAUCGCCGCUCGGUGGUGGUGGCGGUGGCGCCGGUGUCGAGUUGGCCAAUCGGUUUCUGCCCUUCCAGAUGCGCAGCUCCUUCCACAGCGGUGUGUAUCGGAAGCGGUCCGGCAUCGGGUACACACGCUACAUUGGCAUUGAUGAUGAUCCGGCGGCGGCCGGUGGUGGGACCGCUCCAUCAGCAACGCUCGGUCCGAGCAAUUUGACGAAGAUCAACUCGCUCAGCACGAUCCCGACCGUACUGGCAGCGGAGCGCGUGAACCAUGUGCCCUUCCUGACGCCCAACAUUGGCCGGAAGCGGUUCGCGUCCGCCUCGACCUACAACGCAACGCGUGCCAGCGCCACGAGCAGUCCGGACGAGAACGAUCCGGACGCGGCGGUACGACUGCCGGCAGCGAAACCGAAAGCGACCUCACCAACCACCGGCUCGGUGGCGAAAGUGAUCGCACGCAGCUCGAUACGAGGCAGCAGCAGCAGCAACAAUCCGUUCGAGCGUAACUUCCGCAAGAGUGCCCCGAUCGGUGGGAUCGUGGUCGGGCAGCCCGACCCAGCGACCGACCGAUGUACCGGGGGGCUGCUGACCAGCUCCAGCUCGGUCGGCUCCGUCCAGCAGCUGCAGCAGGUCGGCGGGUUCUUCCGCCAGUCCGACAGCAACUUCUACAACAUCGUGCGCAACUACCCGAUCGGCAAGUCUUCCUCCGCCAAUCUAGAGUCGCUGAAACAUCGCUCUUCCUACAACAACUUCCCGCUGAGCUUGAAACCUCAGCCGCAGCCGCCACAGCAGCAGCCGCUUCAGAAGUCAUCCAAGGGCGGUGUGCUGACCGCUAAGGGGGCCGUCGAGCCGGCGAAGGGCAUUGCCGCCGUGCCGCUGGUCGGUGUGAAAGCGGUGGCGGUGACGAAUCAUCAACCCACAGCUGCGACAAUGACGGCAACGGCGGGCAAUCGUGUCUACAAUAGGAACAUUUGUGGUUUGCACCGGCGCUUGCUGGACGGCAGCACCCGUCAACUAACCUCACUAACGCUAGCGACACCGUCGAGUUCCGGCGCGGGCACCACCUCCUCGUCCGGCUCGAGCGCCAUCAGCCCGUCGUCCACCGGUACGUCGGUCGGGCCCGGAAUGGCGGCGGGCUCGUCCUGCGGUUCCGGGUCCGGCUGCCUCCCGCCCGACUGUACGGACGCGGUCGCCCUUCCGCCCGGUGGCAAUGGAUUGUUGACCGAUCGUAUGGCGGCGGGGGCGGCGGCGGCGGCGAUGGCCUCGGCGACGGGGAUGGGACAGGCGGCGGCGGGUACGACCGGGACGCCACUGUGCGUUGCUUCAUCCUCAUCCUCAUCCGGGUUCGAUACGCCGUCGAUGCUCAACAAUGGCACUAACAACUCAUCAUCCCUCAAUCUACCAUCAUCGCUUGCGCUCCGACGUCCCAGUGCUAACAUAAAUCCCAGCUCCGGCUCGAUCCCGAUGAGCGAAACCGGUUCACUCGAUCGCAUGAAGUCGGCGGCGGAGCGAAGGAAAAAGGGCGCCGGCCACGACGGGGACAGCGGCAUGGCGCCGACGCUGUCCGGGCGCGUGGAGGACACGCGCGUCAACACCGGGCUGAUCAUAGACGAGCUGCUGAAAAACACCAAACUGGACCAUUUAGAAGAUGCCGAAAAUCCCACCGGACUAGCACUGUACAUUAGCAGCGACGGUACGACGAUGGUCGGCAGCCACGAGGUGCAUUCGCGCAUGCCGGCCGGAGCAUUUAAGCAGGUUGUCAUGGAAACGCCCAGAUAGUAGCAACCGUAGCAGCAAAGAUGCUCCGCCAACAGCCGCUGCCGCCCAACAGGGGCCGCCACCACCGGCUGGCGGGUGAAUGUGGCGUCGCCUUGUUGUUGCGGCACAAUCGUUCGAGCACAGCGUGCAGAGUGCAUCAUCGUCGUCGUGCUUCAUCCAAAUUGUGUAUUUGCCAUACCCCCUCCCCUUCGGUUCACGCGAGUCAGUGUGUAUGCGUGUGUUGCCUGCGGUGCUAAACCGGCAGAGGCAUAUGAUACAAAACAAUACUACAGUGUGUGAUUAUUGGUUUAGGAAAGCGCGCCCGUGCCGUGUUGUACAGUAGUGUAGUAGUCGUAACUGUAUUUUCUUUUUUUUUUUUGUUUCGUUUGCCUUUUUGUUGUCCGCCGUACGUAUGUACGAUAUUGUGAAAAACUUUCUCCCUCGUAUGUGUGAUUUUAUGUAUGUGUGUGUUUGUAUGUGCGAUAUCUGCCUGUAUGUGUAUGUAAAGUGUAUGGUCUCGAGGGUUUAGUUUUUCACUUCCGUAUCCUUUCUCCGUGACCACCGUGAAUGUUUACUAACAGCAGCAAAAAGCGAUACAAAAUGCGCUCAUAUUGGCAUUGUCUGCAUCCAAGCAGAGAGCAAUAGUGACGUCAGGUUCAAUGAAGAAGCAGCAAUUUCUUAUCAAAAACACACAAGGUGUGAUGAAAGGGCGGGAAAGGAUUUCGGUAAUCAACCAUUGUUUUAAAUCAGUUCACUCUCUUCUAAAUGUUCUUUCGCAGUUUGAUUCCGUACGAUACAUCUUGUCUAAACAGGGACACAAGCACAGCAAACACCAUUAGAUCAGAAUAGAGAAAGAAGAAAAAGAAGAAGAAGAAGAAGAAGAAGCAAAUACCAUAAGCCAUUACGUUGUGAUAAACUUUAACGGGUUAAAGAGUUUUUUUUUAUUUGAAUUCUUCUUUAUGCUUAAAACCCUGUGCUAGCAUGUAACCUGCUGCUGCUGCUGCGGCUGCUGCUACACACAUUUACUGCUACUUGGGUGGUAUUUUUUAACGGAUUCUAUAGUUAGGAUUGUGUGCAGUUUUUUUUCUUUGUGUGUGUGCCCCUUUUUUUGUGUUUCUGUACAAACGUUUCCAAUCGGUGCCGCCGUUACGUUGAAAAGUAGCUUAGCGUGUGAUGUAGCGUAAAAACGAGCGCAUAAAUUGUGGAUGAAAGUGGCGAAGAAACAAUUGUGAGUUGCAACUGCUUUGGAAGAAUUGAUUAAAAAGAACAAAGCGUAAAAAUCGGGCAAGUAAUAUGUAGUGAGGAGCGAACAACAGGAACAUAGCCUGCAAGUAAGAAAGAGACGUAAUAAACAAUAACAACACAAACGAAUCCCUCCGCCCUCUUCACGUGCUCCCCGAGGGGAUGGGAGGACACCGCUGGUGAAAAUAAAAACAAACAAGAAAAAGGGACAGCACCCUUACUCUUGAGAUUGUGGUUGCGCGUCGUUAGGACACAGGAAAAGAAAAAGCAACAACAACAAAAAACACUGUAUAUGUGUGUUGCACUGAUAGCAGAGAGCGAUUAUAUUACUUUAUUACUGUAGUAUCAUUAGUUUUAAUCUUAUUUCUUUUACCUUUUAUAAUUCGUUCCAGUUAACGUAAAAAAAUGUGAAGAAAGCAAAUGAAAUUUGUUUAUGUUUCAAGAAUGUUUUUUUUUAAUUAUAAUUAUUACUUUGUAAAAUCAGCUGCGAAAAAUGAAUGCAAUCGCUGUGCUUUAGGGUAGUAGUGGUUGGUUUUGUAUUACUUUUGCACGCACCGUUUAUGUUCCUAGCACUGGAUCCUUUAGGUAAUCAAAGUGUUUGAAUAAUCAGGUCAUCCUAGGGUCAUACAGUAAGACAAAAUUAUAGCCUUUUAUUAUCCAAACUUUAAGCUUUGAUUGCGUGGAAGAACGCGUGCAAGCAUGGUAUUUGUUUUUUUUUUUUCUAAAGAAAGAAUGUUGCUCUGUUGUCCCUUUCUCAAACCAGAUUAAAUGUUUUAUUUAUUUCCUUUCUUCAGUGUAUAUAAUUAACUGGUAUAACAAACACACACACACAACAGCUGCUGUAUGUAAAGAGUAAACGAAGUGCAACACUGCGUCGCGUGUCACUAACUCUAGUUGAUAGGAAAGCGAAAGGAGAUUUGUUGGAACUGUUCUAACACAGAGUGCAGUUACGAAUAGAAUCAAUUGCAAUGUAAAGUUGUAAAGAAGCACCAGCAGGGAAAAAUGAUAAACAGUGGCAAACAACAGCACACAUACAUACAGCGUAAUGUCUCCAUCCAGUUUAGUGUGAGUGUGCAUCCUAGGCAUGUAUCAUAUUUGCAAGUAAACGUUUUCAAAGCUCAAGGCGCGACAGCAAUGCAUAGCAAACACACACCCAUAAGCAAGCAGUGAACGUAACUAGAGCGUAAUCAAAUAAUUCAGCCUAAUAGCAGGAAAUCAACCAAGAAGAAAUAAAUUAAAAAAAAACGGUUAGGAAAAAUAAUCAUUACAACAUUUCUCAACUUCGAAUACAAAAAUACCAUUCAAAAACUUUGGUAGCAAUUGAUUGUUUUCUCUUAUAUAGCGCCGACUGAUGCGUUGUUUAGGUAGUACAUACACACACGUAGAGGUAAUAACAUAUUUCAUCGUGUUUAAUGUAGUUGCAGCUAAAAAAAAACAAAGAGAAAUGCAUUUCGAACCAUUGUGCUGUUUGUUUGCUGAGUGCGCGAGAGUUUUCGUUUGCUCCUCCUCGCGAGCGUGUUUUCAUGGUAGUUAAAAUUCUAAGCUGUGCGCAAAACAUAAAAUGAACAAGACGACAAGAUAGAGAGAGAGAGAACAGAAACCAAUCAUGCAAAGCCUCGAGAUCAUCUCCGUACGCUGAGAGGUUCGCUAAACACCUGCUAAUAAGAUGUUAGUAAGUAAGCGGAAUGGAGACGUGUGUAAUUCGUACUAGGUAAACUUACACCAUACGGUAAUGUCAAAGGGCGCGUGGAGACAUAUACACGGGAUGCGGAUAAAGUAAAACAAAAUAUACACAAACCAACAAAUCUGAA